Messenger RNA from Fulvia fulva, 798 nucleotides. RefSeq lists its product as uncharacterized. Bases 1 to 798 code for a protein of 265 amino acids. The transcript has 2 exons. The record is from RefSeq and is a predicted model, not a curated record. NCBI's taxonomy places the organism in Eukaryota, Fungi, Ascomycota, Dothideomycetes, Mycosphaerellales, Mycosphaerellaceae.
AUGUUACCUCCACCAUCACCGGCGCUCAGCGCUUCCAAUUCACUUGAUGGCAUAGACGACCUGGACGCAUUUCUGGCUGCUCAAGGGUCACUUUCGCAUUUCCCGACACCGCCUCUGAAGAAGGAUCUGCUUGUCGAAGUCAUAGAUGUCUUGGAAGAUUUGGCACGGCGUGACGAUAUCUCUGUAGAUUAUGAUCACAUCUCAUCCGUCUUCGCGCUUGAGGUCAGCCUGGUCACUGACCCAAGUCCCGUGGAUAUCGCCGCCAUCCGAGGUGUGCUCGUGCGAGCUGGUCUUCCUGUGGUGCUUCUUGCUGUGGCUUUCAACAUUCUGGCUGCUCUCCACACGACCGAUGAUAAUACCAAGGACCUGGGCGAUGCGCCGCCAGCCCUUCGCGUGGUCGCCGCUCUCAGUCUUGCGGUGUCAUACUCCUGCGAUCAUACACCAAGAGCACAGUGGUGGUCUUACCAUGUCUGCGACUGCGCCUGGACUGCAAGCCGCAUCGACAAGACCAUUAUGGAUCUGCUUGUUAUGCUGGACUUCCGGCUCCAUUUCAGCGCUGAUGAGCACAAGCUUCAGGAGGCACGGCUGAGACUGAAUGUUGACGCUGCUCAUGGCGCUGACAAGCUCAACGAACGUCCAACGGACACUACCGAGUUCGCGGCAAAUUACUCCUUGCAGCUUCUUCUCGAUGGCACUUCAUCUCUCUGGCAACAUGGCCAGCUUACACCAGACUCUUGUUCGUCGCCCAUCGCAGACGAUUGUCCCCUACCGUUGAAGGCCUGGGUCCCGCUUCUCUGA